Messenger RNA from Cantharellus anzutake, 638 nucleotides. RefSeq lists its product as uncharacterized. Bases 164 to 409 code for a protein of 81 amino acids. The record is from RefSeq and is a predicted model, not a curated record. NCBI's taxonomy places the organism in Eukaryota, Fungi, Basidiomycota, Agaricomycetes, Cantharellales, Hydnaceae. The transcript is spliced from 2 exons.
CGAGGUAGUCGUGCAUUGUAUAAGCACGUUAUAGUAUGACGAAAACGUCUUCAUUAGCCCUAUCUAGCGGCCCUUUCCUUAGAAUAGGAAAUCCUCCGAUAGAUCUAGAUUGUUUGCUGUCUUCUUUCAAUGGAUACAAGCCCCCGCUAAUGUUGUUCCAUACAUGCAUAAGCGACAAGGGCUUGAUUGGGCUGCCCCACCAUGCGACCCUAGCAUGCCGGCGGGACAAUUAUGUUACUACUAUAGUAUAAGUACGCCUCUGAUUUCUGUGAUCCAUAUCUCCCCGCUCUUUCAGAUUCUUACCCAACCUUUGAUCUAUUGGCUUCCAUGGACAUUGAGGCUCUUCGACCUGCUACUAUUUCUUAUCGGUGUAGGCUCACCGCACAUCACAUUCUGUUAUCCCAUCUAAUCCUCCCCCUAGAUGCUGUGCUCCAAUUGCUUGCUGUCUGAGUGCUCCUUGGUCUGUGGGAGAACUACACCUGACACUCUGAGCUUAUCCUUUUCGCAGAUUACCAUUGCUUGGGACCUGUCGCUUCGUUACCCAAGGUGGAUUCUUCGACCAGAGGAUGAAAACUCACGCCCGUAUCCAGAAAACAUUGUCACUCCAACACAAGAAAUGCGUGGGACUCGUGAGAUCG